Messenger RNA from Lepisosteus oculatus (spotted gar), 2081 nucleotides. RefSeq lists its product as uncharacterized. The record is from RefSeq and is a predicted model, not a curated record. Lineage: Eukaryota; Metazoa; Chordata; Actinopteri; Semionotiformes; Lepisosteidae.
CCCGUCCCAGAGCAGCAAACUUCUAGUGUCGCACUAACUGCUGCUGAAGCGAGCGUAUACUUUCACCUCGGACUGCACCUACUCAGGUAAAGUGUUCCUGUACCAAGCGUUGCUGAAACAUGGCAGCUCCCAAGGUACAACUUAGCAGCUCUACCCCUGCGAGCGACAAGCGUGCCACUCAGAAGAGCACAACUACAGCAAAGAUGGGCAUCCCGGGCUCUGCUACCUCCAGAGGGACGACAGAUGCCGCAAGACCUGCGGACAGGUCCUCCUCAGCCAGGACCUCCCCGGCACAAAGGGGUGCCCGUGGCCCUGCCAGAGGGCAAGUAGCCAGGAGCACUGAAACAAGAGGGUCUGGGAAAGGUCCACUGGGCAAAGAUGCUGGAGAAUCACCCAAGAAAUCUGCCUCAAAGACCGCUGUCCCCACCAGCAAUGGAGCCCGCAGUGCAGCAGCCCAGGGUGACAGUACUGAGCAAGUCCCUAGGAAGAGCGCAAACCCAAAGACACCCCCCAUCCCCACGCACACCGGAAGCUCUUCCAGCCCGCCGUCAGGACCCCCACCUGAUCAGGCACUGGCUGACAAGAUGGGCCAACUCAAAGUGGCAUGUGUAGAAGAAGAGACGCGGGGCCAGAGGGAGAACCCACUCUGGUUUCAGUGGCGUCAGAACCGCAUCACGGCGUCCGUCACCCACCGUAUUGCCAACUGCCGCUUUGUGAAUGGGCGCAGCAGCGAACCGCCACGUUCCUACCUCCAAAUGGUGACGGGCUCUGGCUCGGGGGUCCGAACACGCGCCAUGAGCUGGGGCAUCGAAAAGGAGCGCAUUGCCGUGGAGACUUACCGAAAGAAGAAGAGCAGGGCACUAGGCCGGGAGGUCAGUGUGCGCGACUGUGGCCUCUUUAUCGAUCCCUACCGCACCUGGCUGGCUGCGAGUCCCGACGGAAUUGUAUUGGAUUCAGAAACCGGGGAGGAGCUGGCCUGCCUGGAGGUCAAGUGCCCGUACAAACACCGGGACCACACGGCGAGCCAAGCCUGCCAAGACCCCGACUUCUGUCUGAGACAGGAUGGCGAAGGUUAUCGCCUGAAAACAAACCACAGCUAUUACACACAGGUUCAGUGCCAAAUGGCUGUGGUGGGGCUGCACACCGCCGAUUUUGUGGUGUACACUCCCCGUGAGACGGUCAUCGUUCCCGUGGAAUUCGAUCCCGUUUUCUGGAGAGAGACUGUGGCCAAGCUGGAGAUGUUCUACACUGACGCAGUGAUUCCACAACUGCAGAAGAAUGAACUUCUUGUGGCAGUCCGAGAGGAGUAACUGGGGGACCCAUCCUUUGGCAGCAGCUAGCUUAGCAUUGCGGAGGAGUGGGUGCUUAAAUACGUUUCUCAAAUUACUUCUGUGUUCAGGCUCGUCACCCCAACAACACCGAUAGCAAAUCGGCACUGGAGCAGAAACCGUGCCAGGAGCAGGAGCCUCCUGCACAAACCUGGGUACAGGUGACGGAGUGGAGCAGGGAAAAAUGCUGCACUAGGCAUUUAGACAAUCUAAUCUAACACGGAUAAAUUCAAAUAUUAACUGGGUAAAACUGCAUGUGAAAAGAACUCACUUUGCAAAGACGAGUCACCAUUGUGUUCUAAUGGUGCCUGCAUCUUGUGGGACAAGUCUUAAGAAUGAAAUGACUAGCCAAACAAGACCAAAUCUUCUCCAUUUCCCAAGGGCAUGUUACAAUCACAAGGUUGAUGUACAAGUGAUCUAUCUGAAAACCAAUAGAGUUACAUCUGACAUUCUCUGAUAGGACAGCUCUAAUGCAAGUGGGCCCAACAAAGUCAAGGACAUUUGCAAGAAAAAAGUGGCCAGGAUCACUGCAGGUGAGCGUCUCCAACUUGACAUAUGUCUGCAGUGAAGCAGCUACCCCUGGCAAGCAGCAGACGUAGAGAAUCUCGAACCCGGGCAGACCCAUGACACUUCAAGGCUGUAGUUUGUGUUUGCCUGGGAGUGCCUUCUGCGGUCAUUCAGCCUAAAUAUGACCAUAAUGUCUAUGUCAUCUUUCAAAGAAAUGUGCUCAAGAAAUAAAAUGUAUGAAUUCUA